Poecilia latipinna (sailfin molly) is the source of this 1762-nucleotide messenger RNA. RefSeq names its product CASP8 and FADD-like apoptosis regulator. The record is from RefSeq and is a predicted model, not a curated record. Gene Ontology annotation, molecular function: cysteine-type endopeptidase activity; protein binding. The transcript has 8 exons. Lineage: Eukaryota; Metazoa; Chordata; Actinopteri; Cyprinodontiformes; Poeciliidae. Bases 289 to 1560 code for a protein of 423 amino acids. Gene Ontology annotation, biological process: regulation of apoptotic process; proteolysis.
GCAUUGUUAGUCUCGACUAUGGGUCUGUACCGGAAAUCAGCUGUUCCUUCACUUUCGCUUUACAGGAUAAGAAUCCCCCUCGUCGGCCAUGAAAGUCGAGGUUUCUUUUAAAAUUUUUUGCAGUCUUAGCUUAUCCGAAACGGGUUUUCUGCGUCUACACACCACGUAGUCUCCUUCCGUCUCUGGGUAUUUCCCCAAAGGCGUCGUCACUUGUAGAUUGCCGUUUCCAUUGAAGCCAUUUUACAAAGCUAUAAGUCGUCGUGAAGUCACUUCUAUCAACAAAACAACAUGUCUCCGUUUGAAGAAUAUGACCAUAGGAUCAACGCUAUCGCGGAGGAUCUGACAACUGGGGACCGUACAAAGGCAAUUUACCUUUGUGGGAGCUUGGUUACGGACAGCAGCGUGACUUGCGUUAGGGAGACUUUAAGAGUCAAAGUAAACUUUCACCCAGACCCUCCCCUGUUUCUAAUGUCCAUCCUCAGGCAGCUAGGACGUUACGACAUUCUAAAAAGAGUCUACAAAGUGGAUAGAAACGAGAUAGAAAAGAAGGUUCAGACAUAUAAACAAGUUCUCCCAAGAUUCAGAGUACUGAUGGUUACUAUAAGUGACAAUCUCCAAAUGGAGGAUGUGGAGCAAAUCAAAUUUUUAUUAGGCAGGACUUUAUCCCUUGAAAAAAAAGAAAAUGUCAAGACCUUCUUGGAAGUGAUGAUUGAACUGGAGAAGCUGGAUUUAGUGUCACCCGAAACAGUAGAGCUUGUCGAGGACUGUUUGCGAAAUAUUGGCAGGCUUGAUCUGGCCAGAACAGUGGCUGCUUACAAGAUGUCAGGUGCAACAUCUGAACACUCUUUGCCUCCACAACACAGUGGUCAAGCUGCUAGACAACCUGACCAGUACAACUUAAGGGCCGAUCAGAGAGGAGUUUGUGUUAUUAUUGACUGCGUAGGUAAUGAUGGAGGAAUGUUAGAAAACACGUUUAAGGCUCUCCACUUCAACGUUCUCUACCACACCAUGCUGGGUGCUGAUGAGAUUUUUGAAACUCUUAAAGAAGUCUCCAAACACAGACAGAGCCUCAACGAGGAUGCUUUUGUCUGCUGCAUCAUUAGCCGCAGCUUCGAUGACAAUAUCCUGGGCACAGACUCGCAUGGUAGAGGUCUUUCUGCCAAAAACAUCAGAGAUCUCUUCUUAGGUGACAGUUGUCCUGUGAUGGUCGGCAAGCCGAAACUUUUCUUCAUCCAGAGCUACGUGGUUCCCGAGUCUGAGCAUCUGGACCAAGACGGCUGCGACGGCUUAGCCAUGAGAGAAACCCCCCCCACAGAAGCAGACGUACUCUGGAGUCACUGCUGGACAGAUGAAAGCCAGCUGCUACAAGAGCAGCAUCACUCUGUUUACCUAAAAGCACUGACUGAUGCCUUAAGCAAAGCCAAGAGGAGGAAAACUGAUCUGCUUGAUGUUCAAAUGAAGGUGAAUGGAGCCAUUCAUGACCAUAACCAAAAACAUCCUGAAGCAAAUUACCGUUGUGAUGUAAAACACACUCUGAGAAAAAAUCUUUAUCUAGAAUAGAAAAGUGACAGAAACAUUAUGACUUUUACUAACCACCUAAAACUGUGGCGCUGGACUCACUACAUGCCUCAUGAAGAACAUGUUUUCUGUGUGUAUACUGACCUCUAGUGGUUAAAAUGAAAGAAGACACCAUAGAGGCGUAAUAAUGGAUUUAUUAAACGUCUAUUUAUUUCAGUAAUUUAAUUCAAAAAGUUAAAAAUCA